AUUUUGUUAUUUUUUCUUAAAAGAAGAAGUUUAAAUCUUGGAAGUGCGAAUGUUGCAAUUGCUGUCAGCUCUGUAAGUAGAGAUUCUGGGUUCUGGUCCUGGGCAUAAACUCGAGUCGGAUCGUAUAUUAAUGGACACUCAACAUCUAUUCGUAUUUUCAAGGAUUGGCAUAGGGAAUUUUGUAGCCGAGUAUCCUCCAAUUCAGACAAGAGCUUUGCGCUCCUGCUUGUUUUUCAGAUGUGUAUUUAUUACCGGAAAUGUAAAACAGCAACCACGAAGAGUUAACAGCGAAUCGGAAAUAUGUAUCUUUAAGCGAGGAAGAUAUUCCAAUGGAACCAGCCAAAACACAGAUUCAGGUCCUCCAAAUCGAAAUGGCGAUACUCAGAGUACUGCCCUAAAGGAAAUUGAUGUUGCCUGUUUUACCGAUAUUGCGAGUACAUAG
Drosophila nasuta is the source of this 442-nucleotide messenger RNA. RefSeq lists its product as uncharacterized. Bases 131 to 442 code for a protein of 103 amino acids. The record is from RefSeq and is a predicted model, not a curated record. The transcript is spliced from 4 exons. Lineage: Eukaryota; Metazoa; Arthropoda; Insecta; Diptera; Drosophilidae.